Messenger RNA from Pyrus x bretschneideri (Chinese white pear), 1384 nucleotides. RefSeq names its product mitogen-activated protein kinase kinase kinase 18-like. The coding region runs from base 46 to 1368 and encodes 440 amino acids. The transcript has a single exon. NCBI's taxonomy places the organism in Eukaryota, Viridiplantae, Streptophyta, Magnoliopsida, Rosales, Rosaceae. The record is from RefSeq and is a predicted model, not a curated record. Gene Ontology annotation, biological process: protein phosphorylation. Gene Ontology annotation, molecular function: ATP binding; protein kinase activity.
GCCACCAAACAUAAAACUCAAAACUCUCACAUUUUCUCUUCUGCCAUGGAGCACUGGAUCCGAGGACCGACGGUCGGCCGCGGCUCCACUGCCACAGUCUCCCUCGCCACCAGCACCAUCUCUGGCGAACAAUUCGCGGUGAAGUCUACCGAGCUCUCCAGCUCGUCCUUUUUGCAGAAGGAGCAAUGUUUUUUGUCCAAGCUAAGUUGCCCCCAUAUAGUUAAGUACUUGGGCUGCAAUAUUAGCAUUGAAAACAACAAGCAUAUGUACAAUCUCUGCAUGGAGUACGUAACCGGCGGCACGCUUUUCGACGCAAUUCGGAGGCUGGGAGGGCCGCUAGAGGAGGCCAUGAUCCAACUGUACACACAUCAAAUUGUGCAAGGAUUGGAGUAUUUGCAUGAGAAUAAGUUGGUACAUUGUGACAUCAAGAGCCAAAACAUUUUGGUGACCGAAGAGAGCGCCAAAAUUGCCGAUUUGGGUUGUGCUAAAUUGGUACAAGGAGUUGCAGAGGACGAAGACUCUGUCGAGGCACGUGCUACUAUUUCGGGUACGCCGGUGUUUAUGGCGCCGGAGGUUGCUCGCGGUGAAGAGCAGGGGUUUGAGGCUGACAUAUGGGCUCUAGGGUGCACAAUUAUAGAAAUGGCAACUGGUGGCGGGCCUUGGCCGGAGAUAAAUGAUCCGGUUUCAGCUCUCUACCGGAUUGGAUUCUCCGGUGACUUACCGGAGAUUCCAAGCCGACUUUCGAGCAAGGGUAAGGAUUUCUUGAUCAAGUGUUUGAUGAAAGAUCCAAGAGAGAGGUGGACAGCUAAGCAGCUUCUUGAGCAUCCAUUUCUGGAAGAGCAUUUGGGGUCUAAGUUCAAUACCGAGCAAGUAAUGGGGUCUCCAAUUAGUGUGUUAGAUCAAGGCCUUUGGGAUUCAUUUGAAGGAUCUGAAAGUCCAACGGGAUUGCAAUCUGUUGAGGUUGAAGGUGUUUGUUUGAAUUCUCCAACAGAAAGGAUCAAGAAACUGAUUGGAUUUUCGACAUUUUCAAAUGCACCCAAUUGGGAAUUUGAUGAAAGUUGGUCAACUGUUAGAAGCAAUGGCGACGAAGAAAUCAAAAACUUGGUUGUUGCAAACAACAAUGUCGUCUCAGACGGUGAAGUUUUUGCUGCAACUUCUUCAACUGUGGCUUCAAUUUUUCUUGAAGAGAUUGAGAGUUUAAACUCUGAUGAGGAUUUAGAUUUUGAAUUUAUGAUUAGUAAUAGUGUGAUAGAAGAUUCUUUUGUAUCAAACAAUCUUGAAAUUGGAUCAGAUAAUCAUAAUUUUGAUUUUAUUCACUCCCAUUGUUAUCAUUCGUGUCUUAAUUUUGCCUGCCAAAGUAGGCAUUAGUGGAGUUUCUUUUCUA